AUCAAUGUCAUUUACAUAGAGAGCUGAAAAGUGAGAAGUCUGAGCGGGGCAGGUGAGAGACGACCAAGGGAUACAGUGAGAGUAGGACCCCCAGGCGUAUGCUGAUGCUUGCACUGAGGCUACUAAUGAAAGCUUUGUGAGCACACCUGCAACAGCUUGACUUUCACGUGUAAAACCUGGCAUAGCACCCAAGGACCGGGGAUUACCUCCUCUGUGGGACCCCGCAGUCAUAGAACUUGAUCUAAAGAUGUGUUUUCGUCUAUAGAAGGUUGGACCAAACCAGAGAGUUCUUUAAUACACUACAAAGACAGAGAGAGUAAUCUGGAACAUCCUAACUGUACAGAGAAUCCACAGGGACACAGAAGAGAAAGGGGGGAAAAGGGAGUACCAAGCCACAGACAAAGAAAGGGAGAAACGGAUAGAUAACAUGGCACAGAUCCCUCAGGUGUGGCACACCCAGUUUCUGCCCCAGGAAGACAAAGUGGACUGGGACAAGAAGGUAUCGGUGGUCAGCCAGCCAGAGUGCUCUAUCUGUUACAACACCUACGACAACGUCUUCAAGACGCCCAAGCUGCUGCAAUGCACCCACACUUUCUGUCUGGAGUGCCUGUCGCGCCUCACGGCGAUUUCCCUCCAAGAGCAGGAAGGAGGAGGCAGCAGCAACAUCCUCUGUCCCUUCUGCCGCCACCCGACCCCGAUACCUGAGGAGGGUCCUCCGGCCCUAGCCACCAGCCGGGAGGUCCUGUGUAAACUGCCCAGCCACCAACAGCACGAGGAGCCUGUGUGGCUGGACGGGGAGAAGCUGUGCUACAAGCGGGACCUGGACGCUGGCCCCGGAGCCUCUAGCUCCACCUCUGCCUUCUGUGUUUGCAUCGACAUCGGGGCCAGCAAAGCAGAUGAGGUCCCUGCUCAGACGCGACCCCACCGCAUGGGUUUCGUGGAGUGCAUGACCGACUGGAAGAGGCUUCUCCUCUUCAUCACGCUAAUGGUGCUGAUGGCGGUUAUUGUGCUGUGGCCCCUUCAGUGCAUCGUCACCACAGGAAACAUGCGUUGCUUGCCGCGCUCUGACGGCUCGGUACCUGGCUCUGGCAUCACCACGGUUACCCCAUUUACCACGAUGAAACGCCUUUAAUUAAAAGACUGUAUGUAAUAUGCCAGAUCCCACUUCUUCCAAUGCCACACUGGUUUACAAGCACACAGAUCCCCAGAGAGAGCUCUAGUAAGAGGCUGAUCUACAGUAUCUAUUCUGUGUCAUCUUCUCCUCUUUUGCCUACAAAGGAAUGAACUUCCUUAAGUCAGGAAAUACCUAAAAUGCCACAGAUAAGAAAAUGGAUGAGGGGUCAGACGUAAGUGGCAGCACUACUAGAGCGUGUUCUCCCACUACAUGAACAAAGACAGAUUUCAGAACAUUGUAUCAAGGAAGAUUGACUAUUGCAGUUUAUUUUGAAAAACAAAAACUCCAUUCAUUUUUUUUGUGCAAUUGCUAAUGGUGUGCUUAAAAUUUGUAAUUAAAUACAUAUUAAAUUCAUACACUAUCACUAACUGAUUUGUAGAAAAAAUACAGUAUAUUUGGAUGAACCAUGUUGUAGUGGGACAUAAUCUCUGUGAAAUCUAUUGAUAUCUAAAGUAUUGGCCAAUGAGAGUGACAGUAAUUGGGUGAUUGUUUAUUAUACCUAAUGCAACUUUAAUCUGGACUUUGCUUCACAACACAUUGAAUGCAACUGUGUAUCCAAACCAAAACAGACACUCACAGUCAAUGAUUUAAACUCAAAAAGCAACUUGAUCUGUGUUAAUUGACUGAUUUGUAUAUUUAUUUUUGCCAAAACAAGCUUAAACUGUAAGUGUAUGUAAAG
Messenger RNA from Esox lucius (northern pike), 1853 nucleotides. Its product is annotated as RING finger protein 223. Gene Ontology annotation, biological process: protein ubiquitination. Gene Ontology annotation, molecular function: ubiquitin protein ligase activity. The record is from RefSeq and is a predicted model, not a curated record. The transcript has 2 exons. Bases 428 to 1132 code for a protein of 234 amino acids. Lineage: Eukaryota; Metazoa; Chordata; Actinopteri; Esociformes; Esocidae.